Molecule: messenger RNA, 631 nt
Organism: Cajanus cajan (pigeon pea)
Lineage: Eukaryota; Viridiplantae; Streptophyta; Magnoliopsida; Fabales; Fabaceae
Product: BTB/POZ domain-containing protein
Biological process (GO): ubiquitin-dependent protein catabolic process
Source: RefSeq, a predicted model, not a curated record
CGGUAUAUGUUACUUUUUGAUUGAUUCGGUGGUUACUAGCAAGGAGAACGAAGAUGAAGAAGGAAGAUACGGUGAAGCUGAUCAGUGCCGAGGGUUUCGAAUUCGUGGUCGACAAAGAAGCUGCAAUGGUUUCACAGACCAUACAUAACAUGCUUACUUCUCCAGGGAGUUUCGCCGAGAGGCAGCACGGCGAAGUUACCUUUCCCGAGAUCAGCACCACCAUUCUUGAGAAGAUUUGCCAGUACUUUUAUUGGCAUCUCCAAUUCGCCAGUGGGAAGGAGACGGAAUUUCCCAUUGAACCUGAAUUAACUCUGGAGCUAAUGAUGGCUGCCAAUUACCUCCACACAUAAGCACUUUCACUUCCCCAGGGUGAUGAUUCUACGUCCUAAUUACGGAAUGGAACUAUUGCACAGUUAGGCUUUCAUAGGGUAAUGAGCGUAUUAUUGUUGCCAUUGGGAAUUGUGUGCUUGCUGGAACUAAGUAUAUAUGCAAUUUGUUAAUGAUUGUUAGACUCAGCUUGCAGGCGUCUGAUGUACGAGGGUCUGUAAGAUGUCGUCAGUUGAUGUUGUUGUAUAAACUAAUAGCUGAUUAAGAAAAAUGCUAAUUCAAUGGAAACAUUAGUACAUUACCA